This is a messenger RNA of Lobosporangium transversale, 1826 nucleotides long. Its product is annotated as protein phosphatase 2A regulatory B subunit. The transcript is spliced from 9 exons. Lineage: Eukaryota; Fungi; Mortierellomycota; Mortierellomycetes; Mortierellales; Mortierellaceae. Gene Ontology annotation, molecular function: protein phosphatase regulator activity. The coding region runs from base 210 to 1694 and encodes 494 amino acids. The record is from RefSeq and is a predicted model, not a curated record. Gene Ontology annotation, cellular component: protein phosphatase type 2A complex. Gene Ontology annotation, biological process: signal transduction.
GAAAAAGUCUUUGUCUACGUUGGCACUGACCUCGUUUCUCUCUCACUUUGCUUUUGCUUCUUCCUUCUCCAUGAUCAACCCGAUCAUAGCCCAGACAUUAUCUACAAGAAGCAUUGGUCUCUAGUUCGCCAUCCCCUGGUAGCCCUGCAGGACAAUUUAACAAAAUAACUGGCGAAAAAGAGAUCCCAAAAAGUGGACCUAUCAAUAGGAUGAAAAAUGCACCCAAGGAUGCCAUUCCGAUCAGCAAAACGCCCCGUCGACAACGCUCAUCUCGGUUUCAUGUGACAGAGCGUGUCACCUUGGAAAGAUUGGAAGCACUAGAUGAAGUGGCGCAGAUAGACCGACAGGAGUUAUUCUUGAAGAAAAUUGCCCAGUGCACAGUCAUCUUUGAUUUUAAUGAUGCUUCUUCAGAGCUCACAGGCAAAGAAAUUAAACGCCAGGCAUUAAUUGAGAUUCUGGACUAUAUCACUAACAAUCGAGGCGUUAUUACGGAGCCAGUCUAUCCAGCUGUGAUCAACAUGUUUGCAAUAAAUCUCUUCAGGACAAUACCCCCGCAAGUCAAUCCAUCUGGUGAUGCCUUUGAUCCUGAAGAGGAUGAGCCGGUGCUGGAACUGGCUUGGCCACAUCUUCAGAUUGUCUACGAAUUUUUCCUCCGCUUCAUCGAGUCUCAGGAAUUUAACACAAACAUGGCGAAAAAGUAUAUUGACCAUCAUUUCAUUCUCCAAUUGUUGGAGCUGUUUGACAGUGAAGAUCCACGUGAGCGUGAUUUUUUAAAGACAACUCUUCAUCGUAUCUAUGGCAAAUUUCUCAACUUGCGGGCAUUCAUCCGACGAUCAAUCAACAACGUCUUCUUUCAGUUCAUUUAUGAAAAAGAAAGACACAAUGGCAUUGCAGAGCUCCUUGAAAUUUUGGGGAGCAUCAUUAACGGGUUUGCUCUGCCUUUGAAGGAAGAGCAUAAGACAUUCUUGACCAAAGUUUUGUUGCCUUUACACAAGGUGAAAUCAUUGACACUCUAUCAUCCGCAGUUAGCCUACUGCGUAGUCCAGUUCUUGGAGAAAGAUCCGACAUUAACAGAGGAGGUGAUCCAUGGAUUACUACGGUUUUGGCCCAAAGUGAACAGUCCAAAGGAAGUCAUGUUCUUGAACGAAAUCGAGGAAAUCUUGGAUGUGAUCGAGCCACUUGAGUUUGUUAAAAUUGAAGGACCUUUGUUUACACAAAUUGCACGAUGUGUUUCCAGCCCGCACUUCCAGGUUGCUGAAAGAGCAUUGUAUUAUUGGAAUAACGAGUAUAUUGUCAACCUGAUCCACGACAAUGCAAAUGAAAUCCUUCCGAUCAUGUUCCAAUCGCUUUAUAAAAACUCCAAAACACACUGGAACAGAACAAUCCAUGGUCUCGUUUUCAAUGCAUUGAAGCUGUUCAUGGACGCAACCCCUAAACUAUUUGAAGAAUGCACAAAUCAUUAUCGUCAGGCCCGUCAAGACGAUCGAAAACGAAUGCUGGAGAGAGAAGAGCUUUGGCAGCGGCUAGAACAGAAGGCAGCGGAUAACUAUGAUACUUUGAAAGCACAAGGAGCCGUUACUACCGCGCCGCCUCCUGUGCCCCUUGCUUCCACAGAAAUAAGCUUGGCGCCACUAUGUAAGAUCAGAAUAUGCUCUGCGCAACUCUAUAUUUCUUCCAUUGCCAUUUCUGAAUGAGCAUAUAGCAUGGAUAUCUACAGCUUUCUUUUUUACUGACACAAAAUAUGUCAUAACAACAAAUAGCUUCAGAUGAACAAGAUGACUUGGCGGACAUGGCAGUAGAUGAUGAUGGUAGUGUGGGUGGUGUGG